CUGUACUAUGAAACAACUAAAACUACGGACGUGAGCACUCUCAUUUCCUCUCUGAUAGUAUAUAUAAUUAACUAUAACCUGAGAACAUUUUAUAAGUAAGAACAACAAUACAUCAAAUAAUAAAUAUUUAUUUAAAAAUUAACAUGCGAACAACAACUGAUGAUGAUCCAUAUGCUCAUGUAGCAAAAGGACCAUUGAAACUUAAAAAUGAUCAAAGUGUGAUUAAAAAAAAAAAGAAUAAAGAAGGUAAAAAGAAGAAAUUAGUAGAAGUGACAAAAAUUAUGGAAGAAGACCAAUCUAAAGUAAUAGAAAUUAAACGAACGAAAGCUGAAAUAGCAUUUCAAAAGAUGCAAGAAAAGAUGCAAACUGAACGAAUAAAACAAAAGGCUUCAAUGACACACAAACAACGGGUAGAAGAAUUUAACAGACAUUUAGAUAGUUUAACAGAACACUUUGAUAUACCAAAAGUCAGCUGGACAAAAUAAAUUCUUUCUAUGCUUUA
Bombus pyrosoma is the source of this 502-nucleotide messenger RNA. RefSeq names its product protein FAM32A. The transcript has 3 exons. The record is from RefSeq and is a predicted model, not a curated record. Gene Ontology annotation, cellular component: nucleolus. Lineage: Eukaryota; Metazoa; Arthropoda; Insecta; Hymenoptera; Apidae. The coding region runs from base 144 to 485 and encodes 113 amino acids.